AAAAGAUGGCCUCGGUAAUACGACGGAUGAAGGAUAACCUUCGGAUAAAAAGCUUCAAUCAACAUCUCGGUGCUAUUGUCGUUUCACUCGGUGGUUUUACCCUCGGUGUGUCACUUGGCUGGUGUUCCAGCGUCACAGAGGGUAUGAGGAUCAGAUUUAUCGCUACUAUUACGGAGCUUGGACUUAUAGGUAACAUUCUAAACAUUGGCGCUUGCUUCGGAGUCAUAUUUGCCAUUUGGAUCUUCAAAUUUCACCAUUGGAUCAGCGGACUAAUCAAGAUCUUGCUUUACGUCAUUGGUUGGUCGGUGAUCAGCCUAGGAAACGAGAACAUUGGCAUGAUUAUCGCCGGUCGUUUCGUAUGCGGAAUUUCCGGUGGCAUGUCCUGUCUCUUGGUACCUCUUUUCAUCAGUGAAAUAGCAGACCAGAAAACCCGCAAUCGAUUGUUGACUCUAUUUCAGUUAUUAAUAAAUUGCGGAAUCAUGUACGCUUUCCUAAUGGCUCACGUUCUCGAUGGAGGUAACAAAAUAUGGAGAUACAGUUCGAGCUGCGGUGCAAGUUGCAUCUUACUCGUACUUCUACGUUUUAUACCAGCCACUCCGCUCCAUCACCUUGCUAAAGAGAAUGAAAGUCAAGCGAAAAAUUCUUUACGUUGGUAUCGUCAAAACGAGAACGAAAACGAUUACGAAAUGGAAGAAUUACAACGGUUGGCUAUCCUUAGACGAACUGCCAAGGUGAGCAUCAGUCCAAUGAAGAGUCCUCAAGUCCUCCAUUCUUUCCUAAUGUGUUUCGGUGUAAUGACGAUCUAUCAGUUCAGCGGAUUCGGCACAUUUAUCACUUAUGCUCUUAUAAUCUUCGAGACUCAAGGUUCAGGUUUAUUAAACGCAAGUGAACUAACUCUUGUAGUUGGUCUCGCACAGAUACUAUCAUGUCUUCUCGCAUAUACACUUAUCGACGUGCUAGGACGACGUAUCCUGUUGACCAUAUCAUCCGCGUUCAUGGGACUGUUUCUGGCACUGUUGGGAUGGUUCUUCGAUAAAAGACUCGAGGACCCGGAAUACGAUGAUUGGUAUUGGUGGAUGCCACCGGCAUGGAUCAGCCUAUAUUUCAUAUCUCUAAACUUGGGCGUAGCACCAAUAUCAUGGGCACUUCUCGCAGAUUCAUUUCCACAAAGGAUAAAGCUUCUUGGUGCAGGAUUCGCUGCGAUCUCUAAUUGGAUACUUUCGAUCCUGACGAUGAUAGUCUUCGGUUCUUUACAAACGGACGAUAACAUAAGAAAAGUCGUCUGGUUAUUCGCAAUAGUAUGCUGGUUCGGUGCCAUAUUUUCUGCUGUCCUUGUCAAGGAUAAUGGUAGGAAAAGUUUGAACGAGAUAGAAAAAGAUUUUCGAAUCGACGAUAGAGAAGAGAGGACUAAUAAUAUACCCCUUGGCUGAAUCGAAUUCAUUACUAUCACGUGCGUGUACCAACCUCGACCACGUUUCGUAAGUAACUGAGUAAGUACGUUCAACAAAUGUGAGAGAUUAUAACCUUUCUCGUCUUAAGGACAAUACUGUUUUCACUUUUUUUCCGUACCGAACGAGAACCAUAAUAUAUAGUGUCAUCGUUUUCCGAGAAAACACGAUCAAUAUAUA
Molecule: messenger RNA, 1628 nt
Organism: Vespula pensylvanica (western yellowjacket)
Lineage: Eukaryota; Metazoa; Arthropoda; Insecta; Hymenoptera; Vespidae
Product: facilitated trehalose transporter Tret1-like
Exons: 6
Coding region: 6-1430 (474 amino acids)
Biological process (GO): transmembrane transport
Cellular component (GO): membrane
Molecular function (GO): transmembrane transporter activity
Source: RefSeq, a predicted model, not a curated record